Messenger RNA from Paralichthys olivaceus (Japanese flounder), 1370 nucleotides. The record is from RefSeq and is a predicted model, not a curated record. Lineage: Eukaryota; Metazoa; Chordata; Actinopteri; Pleuronectiformes; Paralichthyidae.
GGCCUCCAGAUGGACCACGCCUCCCUGCUGAAGCAGUUUGAACAUUUGGAUCCACACAAUCAAAACACGUUUGAGGCGAAAGACCUUGAGCUGCUGAUCUCAACAGCCACCAAGGACCUCGAGAACUACGACGCCGAGAGACACGAGGAGUUUAAGCGCUACGAGAUGCUGAAGGAGCACGAGAGGAGAGAGUACCUGAAGGGCCUGGACCAGGAAAAGAGGGAGAAAGAGGAGAAGAGAAUGUUAGAGCUGCAGGAGAAACACCGGCAGCACCCCAAAGUUAACGCUCCGGGUAGUGUUGCUCAGUUGCGGGAAGUUUGGGAGGAGACAGACGGCCUGGAUCCACAAGAGUUCAACCCUAAAACCUUCUUUAAACUGCAUGAUACGAACGAAGAUGGUGUUUUAGACGAGCAGGAAUUGGAGGCUCUCUUCACAAAGGAGCUGGAGAAGGUCUACGAUCCAAAGAACGAGGAGGAUGAUAUGAUGGAGAUGGAGGAAGAAAGGCUGAGGAUGAGGGAGCACGUCAUGAAGAAUGUGGAUACAAACAAGGACCGGCUCGUCAGCCUGGAGGAAUUCCUGAAAUCCACUGAGAAGAAGGACUUUAAUAGCCCCAGAGAGUGGGAGACUCUGGACUCGAAGCCGGCGUACACGGAGGAAGAGCUCCAGCGAUUUGAGGCUGAGCUCAGAGACAAAGAAGAAGAGCUGAAGAGGAGAGCGGAGACGCUGCGGCAGGAGCAGGACCUGCUGAAUGAAAGAGGCAAAGCCCUGGAGGCUCAGAAGAGAGAGUACCAGCAGGCGGUAUUAGAGAUGUCCCAGCGACAGAAGGAGCAGCAGGCAGCAGAUGGGCAGCCUCCUGCAGGCCCUAACGGAGAACUACAGUUUCAACCACAGGCACCUAAACCUGAAGUUAAAGAGGAAAAAGCUCCAGCUGAUCCAGAAGCUCAAGUCCAGAACAAUCUGCCUGCUGAGCCUCCACAGAAUCUGCCUUUACACACUUAACGCACCAUGCUCUGACAGCCCACACACACACGCACACACAUGCACACACACAUGCACACACACAUGCACGCACACGCACACACACACUCUGCACACUUUGCACUGACACAGAUAUCCAGAUGGGUUCUACAAACUCAGUAAUGUGAGUAGUAUGUGUGAAUUCAGGCGGACUGGACUUGUGAAUCAUGACGUAUCGUAUUGUGUGUUCAUGUCUGUGGUCUAUGUUAGAUUCAAGCUCUCAAAACAACAGAUAAAAACUGUAUGUGUAUUUUCAGAAAUCUUCAGCUUCAGUGAAGUUUUCAUUCGUGCAGGGCCUUCGGUGUAAAAACACUAUCAUCUUCGAAUAAAGUGUUAAUUUAAAACCUCUAAAA